AUGGUUUUUGUGUUCAGCGCCCGUCGCCCGCGAUCCCGACAGCCUGACGCGGGGCUCCGCACUUGCGAGAUCUGCAUUACAUAUAGCUACCGUACACGCCGUUGUUUUGCGCAUAGCACAACGUCCAGUGCGGGACUCCAUUCUACUCUCAACGAAAAUGGACAGGCAACAAAAGCACUUUUCGGAACCUAUAAAAACCCAUGGGCACAUCAUCCUUGUGUCAAAGGCACUAUCGACUCGACUGCAAAUACCAACGUCAUUCUCUGGGCGAACAAGCUUCUGGCGUUGCGGGAAUCCAGUCUGCCGUGGGAACUUGACCCGGAUACGCUGGACACCAAUGGAUACGAUCCGUUUAAAAAUUAUCCGGAGUCAGUGGUUUUCACGGCGCAUCCAAAGAUCGACCCUUACACGGAUGAACUGAUCGUCUUCGGCUACGAGGCCAAAGGACCUGCCACGGACGAUGUCAUUACCUACACAGUGGAUCGAGAGGGCAAGAGACACAAUGAGCUCUGGUUAAAAGGACCAUACGCAACGUUCAUCCACGACUGUGCAGUGACAGAAAACUGGGUGGUGCUGCUCCUUUGGCCAUUUGAGGCGAGCAUUGAGAGGAUGAAAGCUAGCGGUCACCACUUUGCAUAUAACUACGAAUUGCCUGCGAGUUUUAUCGUAUACCCUCGUAGGAAGCACAACAUUGCGGGUUGGAAAGCUGGGGAAUACCGCGUGUAUCAUUGGAAGAACUGUAUGAAUAUCCACACAGCUGGUGGUUGGGAAGAAGAAGAAGGCUCAAAACUGGUUUUCGAAAACGCCAGAGUUCACGACAAUGCUUUCGGUUUCUUCCCAGACGCAUACGGAAGGAAACCUGGCCCCGAAACGAAGGCGGACUUCGUACGUUACGAAAUCGAUCUGACCCAGCCCAGUGAAAGCUGGGUCCCUGAUCCAAAGGUCAUCUUGGAUAUCCCGUGCGAAUUUCCUCGCAUUGACGAUCGAUUCAUCUCUAAGAAAUACGACAUCAUUUUCCUAAAUGUUUUCCUUCCUGAGCGCUCUGACGGCAAGAAAAACAUUUUCGCUGGCCUGAAUGCGCUUGCAAUGGUCAAUAAACGAACCGGAAAAACUGAAUUUUACUACCCCGGAGACAAUUGCUUCUGCCAGGAGCCAACGUUCAUCCCACGGUCUGAAAGUGCCCCGGAGGGUGAUGGCUGGAUCAUGUCUGUCGUUGAGCAGCGAGAUUACAACGUAAGCAGUUUGGUUUUCCUUGAUACAAGGGAAUUCAGCAAGCCCAUUGCCGUUGCUGAGCUUCCCUUCCGUAUCCGGGCACAGAUCCAUGGCAAUUGGGUUGAUGGAAAGGAGCUCAAGGGCAAGCCGCUAGUGUACUACCCUGAAGAGACAAAGAUCUCAAACAUGGGAAUUCAGCCGUUUUGA
Molecule: messenger RNA, 1419 nt
Organism: Exophiala spinifera
Lineage: Eukaryota; Fungi; Ascomycota; Eurotiomycetes; Chaetothyriales; Herpotrichiellaceae
Exons: 2
Coding region: 1-1419 (472 amino acids)
Biological process (GO): carotene catabolic process
Molecular function (GO): carotenoid dioxygenase activity
Source: RefSeq, a predicted model, not a curated record